UGGAAAAAUCCAAAGCUAGUGUUUGUUUGUUUGAUGAGUUUUGGAGGGGUGUUUGAGAGGGGAACGGGUGCAAGAGUUGUGUCUGAGAUACCAUUCAGUAGUUUGGGGAUGCCUGGUGGACCAAUCUCUCAGACUCGUCUUGUUUCCGGCCUUUCUCUUGGCCUGCAACCGGACGGCCGGAGUGAGAUGAACCGGAUGACUGCCAUUGGAGGAGCAGCAGCAGCAGGAGGUGGUGUGGGCUCUGAUUCAGUGAACAAGAACAACAAUAACAAUAACAAGGAUGAUGAGAAUGAGAGCCGGUCUGGGAGUGAUAACUUAGAAGGAGGUUCUGGUGAUGAUCUUGAGCAUGAGAAUCCAAGAAAGAAGAAACGUUACCAUCGUCACACUCCCCAGCAAAUCCAAGAACUAGAAGCGCUUUUCAAGGAAUGCCCUCACCCUGAUGAGAAGCAAAGGAUGGAACUCAGCCGGCGGUUGUGUUUGGAGAGCCGGCAAGUCAAGUUCUGGUUCCAGAACCGCCGUACUCAAAUGAAGACUCAGAUCGAGAGGCAUGAGAACUCGAUAUUGAGGCAAGAGAAUGACAAGCUCCGAGCCGAAAACAUGUCUAUCAGAGACGCUAUGCGGAACCCGAUCUGCAACAGCUGUGGUGGCCCGGCGAUGCUCGGCGAAGUCUCGCUCGAAGAGCAGCAUUUAAGGAUUGAGAAUGCCCGGCUUAAAGAUGAGUUGGAUCGAGUUUGUGCACUUGCCGGCAAGUUCCUUGGCAGACCAAUGCCUAGUCUUCAGCCAAAUCAUCAUACAAACACUCCUACUAACAUCAAUGCUUCACUAGAACUCGGAGUUGGAAGCAAUGGAUUCAAUGGUUUGAGCUCGGUUGCGCCGACACUCCCCGUCGUGCCUGAUUUCUUGCCGGUGGUGUCGAGCCCUUUGGGGAGUGUUGUUUCGGCAUCGGUUUCGGCUCGGAGGAUUGAUAGAUCUCUUGAGAGGUCUAUGUUUCUUGAGCUCGCAUUGUCAGCAAUGGAUGAGCUAGUUAAGAUGGCUCAGAUGGAUGAGCCUCUUUGGUUUCGGAGUUUGGAUGGUGGCAAGGAUUCUUUAAAUUACGACGAGUAUCAGCAAUUGUUUCCUCGGUGUAUCGGAGUGAAACCGGCCGGUUUCAUCUCCGAAGCGACGAGGGAGACCGGGAUUGUGAUCAUCAAUAGCUUGGCACUCGUCGAAACUCUCAUGGAUCCGACUCGGUGGGCAGAUAUGUUUCCUUGUGUUGUUGCUAGAGCUACUGCUACUGAUGUUAUUUCCACCGGAAUGGCUGGCACUAGAAAUGGAGCUUUACAACUUAUGAAUGCUGAGCUGCAAAUUCUCUCCCCACUGGUUCCAAUCCGGGAGGUGAAUUUCCUGAGGUUUUGCAAGCAACACGCUGAAGGAAUUUGGGCUGUGGUUGAUGUGUCAAUUGAUGCAAUAAGUGAAAACUCAACCCCAACCUCUUGCAGAAGAUUACCGUCUGGUUGCCUGGUGCAAGACAUGCCCAAUGGCUACUCCAAGGUCACGUGGGUUGAGCAUGCUGAAUAUGAUGAUUCCGCCGUGCACCACCUCUACCGGCCGCUCCUGCGCUCGGGCUCGGCCCUCGGCUCACCGCGCUGGCUCGCCACUCUCCAGCGACAGUCUGAGUGUCUCGCCAUUCUCUUGUCAUCCUCCGUCCCCGGCCGUGAUCACACUGCUAUAACUGCAAGUGGUAGGAGGAGUAUGUUGAAAUUGGCCCAAAGGAUGACCGGGAGCUUUUGCACGGGUGUGUGCGCGUCUACCGCACACAAAUGGAGUAAAUUGUGUGCACCGGGGAUUGGAGAGGAUGUUAGGGUGAUGACUAGACAGAGUGUGGAUGAUCCCGGUGAGCCUCCGGGUGUUGUACUUAGUGCCGCGACAUCAGUGUGGUUGCCUGUAUCGCCGCAGCGUGUGUUUGAUUUCUUGCGUGACGAACGCCUGCGCAGCGAGUGGGAUAUACUGUCUAAUGGUGGUCCUAUGCAAGAGAUGGCUCAUAUUGCUAAGGGCCAAGAUCAUGGCAAUGCCGUCUCGCUUCUCCGUGCUAGUGCGGGGAACUCGAACCAGAGUAGCAUGCUGAUAUUGCAAGAGACAUGCACCGAUGCGUCUGGUGCAUUGGUGGUGUAUGCGCCGGUUGAUAUACCGGCAAUGCACGUCGUGAUGAACGGCGGUGAUUCAGCUUAUGUCGCGCUCCUCCCCUCCGGCUUCGCCAUCGUCCCCGACGGCCAGGGAAAUGUCAGCAAUGCAGCAACAGCUUCCGGUUCACCAAGAAUCGUCGAUGGAGGUUCACUAUUAACCGUCGCAUUUCAGAUACUUGUCAACAGUUUACCGACCGCAAAACUCACCGUCGAAUCAGUGGAAACAGUGAACAACUUAAUCUCAUGCACGGUUCAGAAGAUCAAAGCUGCUCUUCAAUGUGAGAGCUAAGAGUUUUAUUUUCUUUUAUUUUUCCUUUUUUAAGGUUCAAUGUAAUACUUAAGGGAAAAAGAAGAGAAUAACCUUAAUAGUUGUUUUUUUUGGUGUGGGAGUGAUCACAACAGAGUGGGGCUGAGUCAAGAACGAACCAAUAAAGAAAAAAAAAACAGAAAUACAACCUUUGCUUGCAAUGGUGGUGGUUCGGGUAUUGACUCAAGACUCUCCCACAUCAUGUGGUGAUCUUUCUCCAACCCAAAAAUUAGAAAAAAGACCAUGUUGUGUUCUGUUAUUAGCUUUGAACCUAGAGAACAAACUAUCUUGGAUGAUGUUUUCCUUUUAUUUAAUUAAUGAAUGGGAAUGGAUUAGUAUUA
Dioscorea cayenensis subsp. rotundata (Guinea yam) is the source of this 2810-nucleotide messenger RNA. RefSeq names its product homeobox-leucine zipper protein ANTHOCYANINLESS 2-like. The record is from RefSeq and is a predicted model, not a curated record. Gene Ontology annotation, molecular function: lipid binding; DNA binding; DNA-binding transcription factor activity, RNA polymerase II-specific. Lineage: Eukaryota; Viridiplantae; Streptophyta; Magnoliopsida; Dioscoreales; Dioscoreaceae. Bases 34 to 2451 code for a protein of 805 amino acids. Gene Ontology annotation, biological process: regulation of DNA-templated transcription. The transcript has 10 exons.